AUGAAAAUUAAGGAGGCGCUGAAGUGCGCAUUUGGAGAGGUCUUGCCGGAAAAGGCUCACCUGAAAAUGUCGGAGAUGGUUGUUAAGUAUGCUAGUGGAAACGCUAAAGUUCUCGGCUGCUACGGCUCACAGCUGAAGGGAAAGAGCAGUUACUAUCAACUUAGUGACAACGAGAAGAGCCUGUUUCUGGACAUUGCUUGUUUUCUCAGUGGACAAUCCGUGGAACACGUGAUUCAAGCUCUCAAAUGGCGUGUUUCAUUCAUACCUAUUGAGAUCCACAAUCUUUUUGACAAGUCUCUUGUGUCGACAAUAUCCACACACGGUGUAGAAAUGCACGAGCUGGUCCAAGACGUGGCCUGCGAAGUAAUAAAAAUUUGGAAAGGUCGUAGAUUGUGCGGCGCGCAAAACAUUCAACCUUUGCUUGAAGAUGAAGAGAGCAAAUCGAAUCGCAAAAAUAUAGAAAGCAUAUUACUGGAUGCUUCUGGCUUGAGCUUUGUUGUUAAUCCUCUGCGCAAUCUCCGACUGCUGAAGAUCUACAGCUCCGAUCCAAAAGAGCAUUUGAAGCUCCGUCUUCAAAAGGGUCUCUUCUAUCUCCCUCCUAAUCUACGCCUUCUCCACCUAACAUUAGAGAACUUAAUCUCAAUGGGACUGGAAUAG
This is a messenger RNA of Microthlaspi erraticum, 657 nucleotides long. The record is from the annotation of a GenBank genome assembly. NCBI's taxonomy places the organism in Eukaryota, Viridiplantae, Streptophyta, Magnoliopsida, Brassicales, Brassicaceae.